Messenger RNA from Varanus komodoensis (Komodo dragon), 1041 nucleotides. RefSeq names its product protein-glutamine gamma-glutamyltransferase E-like. Gene Ontology annotation, biological process: peptide cross-linking. NCBI's taxonomy places the organism in Eukaryota, Metazoa, Chordata, Lepidosauria, Squamata, Varanidae. The coding region runs from base 1 to 906 and encodes 301 amino acids. The record is from RefSeq and is a predicted model, not a curated record. Gene Ontology annotation, molecular function: protein-glutamine gamma-glutamyltransferase activity. The transcript is spliced from 5 exons.
AUGCAGAAAAGUUACCCAGAAAGGAAAUUGCAGCGGGAAUGCUUGCUAAGCCCGUCAGACCGCGCGGCGGGGCCACAGUUGCCUGCCGAGGUUGCAACACGCCAACCGUGGGGCGGAAGCUCGCCCGCCCGCCCGCCGGCCGGGCAGCGAGAGGCCGCGGAAGCCGCCUCUGCCAAGGAAGGAGCAGCCCCUGAGAAGACCGGGGAAAGCCUGCUUCUGGAACUGCUGGGAGCCAUGUCUGCCGGGGCGCUGCCAGCUGCAGUCUCCAGCUUCUCGGGGGAGUUCAAGGCAGGGGCGGCCCUGCAGGUCGGCCGGGACAUCACCAUCCUCCUGGUGCUGAGGAACCUGGCUCCCGCAGCCAGGAGCCUGACUGCCAGGGUGACUGUUUGGACCAUCCUCUACACGGGGAAGACGAUGCAUAGGCUCUUGAAGGACGCCCUCCCGGUGACCCUGGGUCCCGGUGAAGAGAAGAGGAUUCCGAUUACGAUCCCAUAUGCUGAAUACAAGCAGCACCUGACUUCCGACAACAUGAUCCAAGCGACUGCCCUCUGCCGUGGAGCAGCAGGCCGCCUCACAGUGGUGAAGGGGGUCUUCGCCCUGGGCAGCCCCCCCAUCCUCAUAAAGGUGCUGGGCCAGGCGAAGGUGGGCGAGGUGGCCAGAGUGGAGGUGACGCUCACCAACCCGCUGGACGAGGACCUGCAGGACUGCAAGCUGCGGGCGGAAGGCAGCGAUUUGACGGUGGACACGGUCGAGAUCGCGCUGCCGCCAGUGAAGGCCCGGGCCUGCUCCCACGUCCACCUGGACAUCGUUCCCAGAAGAAGUGGGACCAAGCACCUGGUCGUCAGUUUCUCCAGUGACAAACUGCAGCACAUCAAUGCCUUUGAGGCCAUUACGGUGGACGAGUGACCGGCACUUGGGCUGUGGCCGCCCAGGUGAUGUCUCCCCCAAGGACAGCGCUCCCUGUCCCAGCUGCUGCCGCCGCCCUGAAAGCUUCGGCUGCUGUGAGGCACAGAGGUCAAAUAAACAGGAAAAUGCAUCGGC